Messenger RNA from Parasteatoda tepidariorum (common house spider), 1563 nucleotides. Its product is annotated as STAM-binding protein-like. Gene Ontology annotation, molecular function: metal-dependent deubiquitinase activity; protein binding; K63-linked deubiquitinase activity. NCBI's taxonomy places the organism in Eukaryota, Metazoa, Arthropoda, Arachnida, Araneae, Theridiidae. The record is from RefSeq and is a predicted model, not a curated record. Gene Ontology annotation, biological process: protein K63-linked deubiquitination. Gene Ontology annotation, cellular component: endosome; membrane.
AAGUCUGACAUUCGUCCAAAUGCCAAUAAAAGGCAACCACCUAUUUUCUAUUUCCUUGUUUGUCCAUUAUUUGAGGCGAAAUGUUUGCUUGUAAUAAGAAUAAAAUGCAAAUGUAAACUGUUCUGUAAAAUUGUUAUUUCCUGACUGUAUAUGAUUAAAUUUGCAAACUAUGCAAGUUUUGAAAAAGGUUCCGAUGAUUUAAAUUUAAAAUUUACAAGUGCGUUUGUUUCAAAUAAAGAGAAUUAAUCAUGAUUUUUCUUAAACAUUUAAUAAACUUUUGAAGCAAAAAACAUGAAGGAUCCAAAGAGCCAUAUUCAAGCUUUGGCCAUGGUUGCCAGCAGUGUUACCGUUAAUCCUCAUAUUCCAAUUGGUCGUUAUUUUAGAUCUGGUUCUGAAAUGCUGAAGAUGGCAAAGAUGUAUCUCGAUGAAGGAGAACUAGAAAAUGCUUUUAUUCUCUAUACUAAAUAUACAACGUUGUUUGUGGAGCAGAUACCUAAGCAUCCAGAAUAUCGGACUUUAACUGACAAGGAUAAAUUUGAGACUAGAAAGAAAUUGGAAUCAAUUUUUGAUGUAGCCAUGAAAGUAAAAGCUGCUAUAACUGAAUCUUAUACAAAAAAAUAUGAAAAAUGGAAACAAGAGCAGGAUAAAAUAUUAGCUGAAGAGCAGUUAAGACUGAAGAAAGAGGAAGAAAGGGAAAAACUUAGAAAGGAAUUUGAAAAAGAAAAGAAUUGGAGAAUUGCAUAUGGCAGGGAAAUAGCCAUUGGACCUCCCUCCUCACUGGAACCCUCUUUAGAUUCUUCAGAUCUUAUUGCACCACAGCAGCCAUUUGUUGAUUCCGCAGCUCUUAUUGCACCACAGCAGCCCUUUAUUGAUUCCACAGCUCUUAUUGCACCACCGCAGCCAUCUCUAGAUUCUUCUACUCAUAUUACUCCAGUGAUAUCCUCAAAAAGUUUGCCUACUGUUGAUCGCAGUACGAAACCUCGUUCUAUCUUGAGUCUAGAUUCUGAUACAGAAUUUACUCAUGGCCUUCGAACUGUUAAAGUGCCUUCAAAAGGAAUUGAAACUUUUCUAAAUAUUGCAAAGAGAAACACAGAGUCCAAUAUUGAAACCUGUGGAAUACUCACAGGUAAAAUGUCUCACAAUCAGUUGGUGGUGACGCAUUUAAUCAUACCAAAACAAAGUGGAACUGCCGACUCUUGCUUUACGGAUGACGAAGAAGAUGUUUUCUUGUAUCAAGAUAAACACGAUCUCAUUACAAUUGGUUGGAUACAUACGCAUCCUAGUCAGACUGCUUUCAUGUCCAGUGUAGAUUUGCAUACACAUUGUUCCUAUCAACUUAUGAUGCCAGAAGCUAUAGCAAUUGUAUGUGCACCCAAGUAUGAUAGUACUUGCAUAUUUUCCUUAACACAAAGUUAUGGUCUUGAUUAUAUUACUCAGUGCAGGCAGAAAGGUUUUCAUCCUCAUCCAAAUGAAUCUGCAAUUUAUGAAGAAUGUGCACACGUCAAACUGGAGGAUCAGACUACGCUAACUGUUGUUGAUCUCAGAAAAUAAAGUAAAUAGAUA